This is a messenger RNA of Stylonychia lemnae, 2835 nucleotides long. The record is from the annotation of a GenBank genome assembly. Lineage: Eukaryota; Ciliophora; Spirotrichea; Sporadotrichida; Oxytrichidae.
AUGAUUUAGCAGAAUCCAGGUAGCAGUAUAGACUCCAAAAUCACAGAAUUGGAAAAAUAGGUUGCCCUGCUAAAGAAUUCCUAGGUAACAGGUCAAAGCUUUAUGAAACUCAAAGAUUCUAUGAUAAAGAUGAAAGACAACCAAAUUUAAAAGUAGAAGGAGUAGAUUGAUGAGAUGAAAAGGUAACUAGAAGAAAAAGCAAUAGAUUCUAAGAAAAACUCUGCAUCCAAUUAGGAGUCUGUAGAAAUUCUUAAGGCUAAGGUUCAUAGUUUGAACUAUUUAUUAGCACAAUCUGAUCAAACAAUAACAAUGCUAAAGACGAAUUAUCUGAACUUAGAAAAGCAAAAUAUUGAAAAGCUUGAGGAAUGCUAAGGAUUGACAAAGUAGAUCGAGGAAUCUAAGAAUUCAAACACAAUACUUUAAGAGUUGAUUAGAUAACAAGAGGAAUAGGCCUCUUAAUAAAUAGCAUUAUUAAGGAAACAAAGAGAAGACCUCGUUGAGGAAAGAAAUUAGAAAGAGAAAAACCUGCAAUUGUGUAUUGAUAAGCUCGAACAAGAAAAUCAGAUAAAAUAAAAGAGUGUUGAAGAUAAGUUAUAGCAACUUUUGAAUGAAAAUUAAGAAAAAAAUUAAAUUUAACUAGCACAAAUAAAUGAAAAAAAUCUGUAAAUAGAUUAGCAUUAAGAAGAAAUUAAAAAGCUUAAUAAAGAUUUAGUAGAUUAAGAGUAACGAUACCAUUAAGAUAGAUCAAAAUUAAGCGCUUAAAAUAUAUCUUAAUAGGAAUAAAAGCCAUAAAGCAUGUCCAGAUACUUGGAGUAGUAAAUGCAGGCAAUUCAAAAUCAUUCGCUUGCUGUCAAAAAGCAUCAAGAAAAAGAGAUUGAAUUAACCCUUAGAAUUUGCGCAUUAUAAGAGGAAAACUCAAAGCUAAGAAAAGCAGCUGAGUAACUCUAUGAGUUAGAUGAGGCCCAUAAUAAGAUUUAGAUUUUAGAAGAAUAACUCAAUGAGGCUUUAUCAGUUAACAAAUAUAUAACUGGCUAUUAUUAGCAAUAGAAAGUUGAAUGCCAAUAACAAAAGAACUUAAUUUAGUAGCAAGAGCUCUAGUUGACUCUACUAAAAGAUCAGUAUAUAAAACUGCAAGAAGAUGUGCCAAAGAUCUAAAACGAUUAAUAACUAAAGACUCUUUUCAAUCAAAUUCAUUUAAGAUCUUCUAUCCUCAUAAAGAAAUACAUCUAGAGUUCUUAAACCCAAAUUGAUUAGCAUAUUCUAAUAAAGAACUUAAAUGAAAUUUAGGAUGAAAUGCUCAAGGAAAGAUAAAACCUAGAUAAGAUUAUGAAGUCGUUUACAAAGUUAUUGCAUUCAAAUGAUAAUUCUAAGAAUUUUGAGAAGUUAUUUCUCUACAUAGAGGAAUAAAUCUAAAAACACUAAGAAGUAAGACUCAUAUAAAAAGAAGCAUUUGAAGAAAUUAAGUUAAGCAUCAAAAGACCAUAUGAAAAUCCAAUUAUUGAUUCUCUGAAGUCAUAGAUUGAUCUUUAAAGCGAGUAAAUUGAUAUAUUAAAAUAGCAAACAGAGGACUAGUUUCUGGAAUUAGAAAAAUUCAAGGCUAGAUCAAGUAAGUUAGAGAAAGAUUUAGAUAAAAAGCGUCAUUUACUUCUGGAUCUUAGAUCUGCCUUAAUCAUACAAAUUAAAGAUUCAGACAAGGUCAUUAGUGAGAAUAGCCUUCAUAAGUAAGAGGUGAAAAAUUAAAAACUAGUUAACGAAGCACUAAAGUAGAAAUUGAAGGAAUUAUAGGAGUAGCAUAAUUACUUGGUAGAGUACUUUGGAAAGCUCAAUGUAGUAGGAAAUGAAUAUCAGAAAGCCAAUAUAGACUAGAAUAUGACAAAGAUGAUUAAUAGUCUGAGUCUGUAGAUAAAGGAAUUUUAGGUCAAAGAAUCAUAGUAUCAAGAAAAGAUAUUCUAAUUAGAGUAGCAUAUGAACAUAUUCAAAGAAGAUUACUCUGUAUUGAAGAGUUAGCUUCUUAAUCAGGCUUUUGAAAAGCAUAAGGAUGAGAUUAUGGUAGAAAUUAAGCCCAAGGAAUAAGAAGAGAAAGAAGCAUAGACCUAGUUCGAGGUCGACACAGCAUUGUAUGAUUUUCUAGCUAAUGAGUAUUCAGACAUAAACUCUAUAUUCUCAUAGUAUUAGACUUAAAUUGAAGCUUUGAUGGAGUUAUUUGAGGGUAUUGCAAAUUAAGAUGAGACUAUUUAGUAAUUCAAGGUCAAAGAAUAGGAGUAUCAGGAUAAAUAGAAGCAGAUUGAUGAGUAACUUGUAUUUUUAAGGGAUGUAACUGAAAAACAGAAGCAAAAGAUUGAAACUCAACAUCAGUUUAUUUUGUCUUAGAAAGAAAAAAUGAAGAACCAGCAGUUAUAAUAGCCUCCUUCUAUUGCUACUUAAAUCUAAUAAGCUCAGUAAUAAGCCUAACCAGUUCAGAGCAGAAUAGUUAUGACAUAGUAGUAAUCAUAGGAAUAAGCUAAACUGCUCAAGCAAAUUGAAGAUAUUCAAAAGGAAAAAGAGGUUAUCAAUCAUAAGUUACAUGAAACAGAGAACUCAAUAUCAAGAAUAAGAUAGGAUGCCUCGGCCUAAAUGAAGUUACUUUCUACUAAAAAUUAGGAACUCAAAAGAGAAAUCGACAAGUUAUAAGAGGUUAUAAAGAAUAAUGGACAAACUGUGGAGAAUUAGACUGUUAUGAGUGCCAACCAAGUAGUUGGGAAACUUCAUAACUCUCUGCAGAAAGCAAGAAACAUUAUUAUACACCUAAACGGUAGCGAUGAGUUGAUGGAAGAUAUAUAAUCUAACUAGCAGUGA